This is a messenger RNA of Trichoplusia ni (cabbage looper), 1666 nucleotides long. Its product is annotated as transmembrane protein 135-like. The coding region runs from base 270 to 1445 and encodes 391 amino acids. The record is from RefSeq and is a predicted model, not a curated record. The transcript is spliced from 10 exons. NCBI's taxonomy places the organism in Eukaryota, Metazoa, Arthropoda, Insecta, Lepidoptera, Noctuidae.
UCAAAGCAAUAUCACGUCUGUUUAUCAACUAUUCUAUGCCAUCAGUCUGCACUCUUUAGUUCGUUACACAGCCAAGCGCGUGCACGUACUCGCGCGCAUAGUCGGACGUGAUCAAAGGGCGUUCUCCAUUUAAAUUAAACUGUUUAUUUUAAAUGUAUUGUUCCAUGUUCGAUUUAAUGUGAAGUGUCUCAAAAGUGAAAACGGACAAUUUAUGAAUUUGGAUUUUUUUUUUGGGACCGGAAUCAAUGCGGUACAACUGAAGGAACAAAAUGGGAGCAGUAAGCAAGCCAAUCUUCGACGCUGUGUGCACUGAUGUUCCUUGCAAUGCUUUAAUACAUCCUUGGAACGAAAGCUGCAUCAAUGGCUUACCUCUCCUUUACAAAUCUGCCUUAAUAGGCAGCGCGAAAUUCUACUCUAUUAUAUAUUUGGCACAAAUAUUAAUGAGGGGAAAGAAAAUGAUGAAAAAAGAGCAAUGGUUCAAAAUGGGUGAAUACUACGUCAGGUCCACACUUCUUGGGCUGUUGGUGACGGCCACAGGACCUAAUCUGAGUUGUAUAAUUAGAAAACUGUUGGGUGACAAGUUCACUUACUAUACGUAUUUGAUUUUACCAUUUACAUUAAAUGGUUUGUUCAUAUACUUGGAGCCACCUAGCAGAAGAGGGCUGGUCAUCAAUUUGUUCUGUAACUUGGUGAUUGAGUAUUACCUCAAAGUUCUACAGAGAGCUGGAUACCUGGAGAUAACAAAGACACGGCAGACACUCAUGUUCAUGAUAGGUAGUUCUUUACUGUUCUAUCUCAUGAGGUUAGAAGGAGACAAAGCAGAAAGGACACCUUUGUUCUGGUUCUUCACUCCAGAAAAAGUAAGAAGAAAAUGUGAUGGAUCCAGCAACGUUUGUCCUCAUGAGGGUCCGUGCCAAGGACAUGUAGCUAAGAGUUUCGCGACUUACUUUGGCAUCGGCGCUGGCAUUUCACUCGCGAGGCAUAUACUGCCUCAGAUCCGAACGCCGAUCAAAGCGAUAUCAUCAAUAAGAGGGAAACAUUUUAAACUAGCGAUGUUCUUCGGCAGUUAUAUUGGUAUUUACAGAGCUGUGAUAUGCUACUUGUGCCGUAAGAAGGGUUUCGACUCAGCAAAGUAUGCUUUGCCUGCUGGAUAUGCCGCUGGAUUAGCUUCCGUCUUCAGCCCGAGUUUAGGGCUGUCAAUAGCAUCAUUGACUGCAGCUUUUAAAUUGUUUUCAACAAUAUUGUACGAGAAGAAAAUCUUGCCAUCUGAUAUACCUUUACCGGAGUUGAUGUACUGUUUCUGCCAAGGAACCCUGUUCAACGCAAGGGUUUUGGACCCGGGGGCGUGUCCUAACUAUGUGUUGAACCUUAUGAAAUCCUGCAGUAACGGAACGUCCGAGAUGGUUUUUAAAAGCUUUUCAGAAGUCACGAAGAACGCAAUGUGAUACCUUAAAAUUAAUCGGGUUUAGACAAAUUUAUUUUAUUUUAAUAUAAGUAGGUAAUGCGGGAGAGAUUUUAAGAUUAUGGACACAAUGAAUCACCAGAAGAUAUAUUAAUAUAGAAGGCUUCAAUAUUCCUAAGAAGUGAUAUGAUUGUAAUUUAUACCAGUGGACCGGGAAGAAACUGAUAUUUACAUAUAUAAUAAAAAAAAAACAGUAUUAAAACU